AUGACGUGGAUGUCUGAUCUUCCUGCUAUUGAAUUGACCAGGCCAAUCAUUAGUGAACUUACAGGGACCCUCUCGAUAUCAUGUUGGAUUAUUGUUUUUAUUCCACAGAUAUAUGAAAUUUACAAGACGAAAUCUACUAGAGGACUUUCUUUACAUUUUUUGGUGCUAUGGCUUAUUGGUGAUAUAUUUAAUUUGUUAGGAUCACUGAUACAGGGAUUAUUAUUCACUGUGAUUUUAUUAGCUGCAUAUUAUACUUUAGCAGAUUUAGUAUUAAUUAUGCAAUACCUUUGUUAUCAACAAAGGGAAGAACAAUCAAAUAAUAUAGGUAUAAGAAAUCUCUCUAGUAACGAAGAUUUUGCUGAUAUGGAACCUAUCUUAUUAUCACCAACAACAUCGCAUAUUGAUGAAUUAGAACCAUUACUUUCCGAUUUUGAUCCUCAUAGGAAAAAUAAUAAAAAUAAUUUAAUCUAUAAUACAUCUGCAGUUAUUACUGUCCUUGGUGCAGGUUUCUUGUCAUGGUAUAUUUCAUUUAUAAGAGAAUCUCGUAAUGGAAUUGAAAAGGAACCAAUUUCACAACCACCACACUUAACCGUUAAUAUAUGGGGGCAAAUAUUUGGAUAUAUUAGUGCAAUAUUAUAUUUAAGUUCACGUAUUCCACAAAUUCAUUUAAAUUAUAAAAGAAAAUCAUGUGUUGGUAUAUCAUUACUAUUUUUCCUUUUCGCUUGUUUAGGAAAUAUACUUUUCAUUAUAUCUUUAUUAGUAAUAUCAACAGAUUAUCAAUACUUAUUAAUAAAUUUGUCCUGGUUGUUAGGAAGUUCAGGUACGUUAUUAAUGGAUUUAACUAUCUUUAUACAAUUUUUCAUAUAUGAUGACCAUGAUAGUCAUCUCAAGAAACCAAAUUCUGGGUAUUCUAGUACAUCGAUUAACACGAAAUUAAAAACACCUUCUCAAGUAUAUGAUGAUAUUGACGAUCUAGACGAUUCAGUUGUAUGA
Maudiozyma saulgeensis is the source of this 993-nucleotide messenger RNA. The record is from the annotation of a GenBank genome assembly. Lineage: Eukaryota; Fungi; Ascomycota; Saccharomycetes; Saccharomycetales; Saccharomycetaceae.